UGUGGACCUGCUGUGGAACUGGUGUUGAACCCAGGGCAGGUUACAGGUCUGAUCACUGAACCCUGACCCUGAUCCUGCUCUUUACCACAUUUUCAUCUUCACACCAGAGGAGUGGACUUUGCGGGAUGGAUGAAGGGGAGUUGGUGGAGUAUUUUAGGACGCAGAUGAGCCAGGAUCCUGAUGUGGCCUCUGCUGUAGCUGCCAUACGUUCACUUCUGGAGUUCCUGAAGCGAGAUCAGAGUGAGACCAUCCUGGGCCUGAGAGAGAACCUGACCAAAGCCAUCGGCCGUCUUCAGGAGGCUGAUUCUUCAGUGGCUGUUUCCUCUGGAGGAGAACUCUUCUUACGAUUCAUCAGUCUUACCUCACUGGAGAAUCCCGAUCUUUCUCAGUGCAGGAAUAUGAUGAUAGAGAGAGGUGAACUCUUUCUGAAGAAAAUUUCUUUGUCCAGAGGCAAAGUGGCCAAACUCUGCCACACCUUCAUUAAAGACGGGGCUAAAAUCCUCACUCACUCCUCGUCCAGGGUUGUACUGAAAGUUCUGGAAAGUGCAGCGGCUGAUAAGAAGCGUUUUACUGUCUACGUCACUGAAUCCCAACCGGACUCUGCUGGAAAACACAUGGCAGACAAACUGAGAAAACUUAAUAUUCCUGUUACAAUAGUGCUUGAUGCAGCAGUCGGAUACAUCAUGGAGAAGGUAGACAUGGUAAUAGUUGGUGCUGAGGGGGUGGUAGAGAGUGGAGGCAUCAUUAACAAGAUUGGUACCUACCAGAUGGCUGUAUGCUCAAAGGCACACAACAAGCCUUUUUACGUGGUGGCAGAAAGCUUUAAAUUUGUGCGUCUUUACCCUCUAAAUCAGCAGGAUGUGCCUCACAGAUUUAAGUAUAAGGCAGAUACUCUGAAAACUGCAGAGGACCUCAACCAGGAGCAUCCCAUAAUCGACUACACCCCUCCCUCUCUCAUCACCCUGCUGUUCACUGACCUGGGUGUGCUGACGCCCUCCGCCGUUAGCGACGAGCUCAUCAAACUCUAUCUGUAAUGCUCUCAGCUCGCUCUUACAGAGACGCACAAUCAAAUCAAGAUCCACCUGACCUUCCUGCUCAUCUUUAAUUCUACACCUGCAGCCAUUACAGUCUUCUGGACUUAAACUGGAUCAACUGGUUUGAAUAUUCAUAUCUUUGAUUGUGAGCUUGCAUUUAUUGCAUUACUAAAAAUGUUUUCAUAACAUGGCGUCAUAUGCCUGAUUUCAUUCUCAAAAUCCCAUUUAAAAAUAAUCCAACAAAUUAACCCAGGGGAAUUAUUACCCAUCAGUACAAACCGGUAAAGCAGAACACUUUAUUUUUGUUCUGACUUACUGAAAUAAGGGAUAAAAAGCUGAUCUCAUUUACAGGACGAAGCAUGAACCCCCCCCCCCCCCCCCCCCCCUCUAUUAGAGUACACUGUGCCUUUACACAGUAUGAUUUUUAAUAUAUAAAUUACUUCAUAAAUGAAUUGUUUUGGGUGAUUUUUAAAGGCAAGCAUGAAAUUAACAGCAUAUUAUAGUUUCCGAUCAACAGUUUUGAUCAAUACAAUUAUGUAACUUUACACAACAUACACUUUUAAUAUAUACUUAUUUUGCAUUUGUAAGUUGUGUUCUAAUGUGUUCUUUAAAACAAAAUGUUCUCAAACAUUUGCUAUAGGUGUACAUUUUAAAAACUAGCAUCUUUUAAAGGAAAAGCUAAAUUAUAUUAUUUCCCCAAAUAGGCAAACAAAAAAUACCCAAAUAUUCCAUUUCUUUUUUUUUUUCUUGGUGAGGAUGUUAAAGAAAGUUUACCCAAAGCAUUUAACUUGCUGGCCUUGUGUUAAUCGUGCUUGUGUAUACUAGUGCAUCUCAAAACAAUUAGAAUAUAGUUGAAAAGUUACUUUAUUUUAGUAAUUCAAUUAAAAAUGUGAAACUGAUUAACAGCUCUGGAAGAACUCGAGACCACUUCAGUUUCUGGAUAAGUUUCUCUGUUUUGGCUAUUUCCAAAUAUACGUUAAAACGAGUAAAAUUAAAACUGACUUUGGACUUGAUAGAACAAAGUGGAUCAACACCAGCAGAUGACAUGUCUCUCCAAACCAUCACUGAUUGGUGGAAACUUCACACUAGACCUCGAGCAGUUUGGACUGUGUGUCUCUCCACUCUUCCUCCAGACUCUGAUCCCUUGAUUUACAAAUGAAAUGUAAAAUUUACUGAUGAUCAGUGAUGGUGUGGAGAGACAUGUCAUCUGCUGGUGUUGACCCACUGUGUUUUAUUAUCAAGUCCAAAGUCAGUGCAGUUUUGUUUUCCCACAAAAUAUUACAGCACUUCAUGCUUCCCUCUGCUACUGACAACUUUUAUAGAGAUGCAGAUUUCAUUUUCCAGCAGGACUUGGCACACUGCCCACACUGCCAAAAGUACCAAUUGGUCUUUUAAUUUUCUGAAACACUGUUUUUUGGGAUUUCUGUAAGCCAUAAUCAUCAACAAUAAAAUAAAUAAACAGUUUAAAAUAGAUCACUCUGUGUUUAAUACAUUUAUAUAAUAUGAGUCAACUGAAUUACUGAAAUAAGGUUAUAUUAUUUUAUGAGAUGCACUAGUAUGUGAAAUACUUUUCUUUCAAUAAAAAUAUAAAGUAGUUAAGACAGGGAAAGACUAAUGCAUGACCUCAAAGGCUUGAAAUGCACCAAUAACAUUUUUCAUGUAGUACUUUUGUUAUAAAUCAUGACAAGGACACUUAAGAUCAACUCAACUCAAAAUGUCCCAAUAUAAAGCCCUAAGAAACUCCA
Astyanax mexicanus (Mexican tetra) is the source of this 2779-nucleotide messenger RNA. RefSeq names its product eukaryotic translation initiation factor 2B, subunit 1 alpha (gene eif2b1). Gene Ontology annotation, cellular component: eukaryotic translation initiation factor 2B complex. The record is from RefSeq and is a predicted model, not a curated record. Gene Ontology annotation, biological process: translational initiation. NCBI's taxonomy places the organism in Eukaryota, Metazoa, Chordata, Actinopteri, Characiformes, Acestrorhamphidae. The transcript has 9 exons. Gene Ontology annotation, molecular function: guanyl-nucleotide exchange factor activity; translation initiation factor activity. The coding region runs from base 126 to 1034 and encodes 302 amino acids.